AUGUCCGGCCUCCUCCUCCGUCACUCCUCCUCCACCUCGCCAAUGUUCCGAAUCCGCCUCCUCUACUCCACCACCACGCCGAUGUCGCGCCUCUGCAUCCUCGUGCGUCGCAGCUCAUCCUCCACCUCACCGCCAUCACACUCCUGGUCUCCCGAAGCAGCCUUCGCCGCGGCCACAGAGCGCGCCCGCGCCGGUGCGCUCAGCCCGGAAGAUGCACACAACCUGUUCGACGAAUUGCUCGGGCAGGCAACCCCGGUCCACUCCCGUGCCCUCAACGGCUUCCUCGCUGCGCUCGCCCGUGCUCCGGCCUACGACGACCACAGGAGCGGCCCCUCUCUCGUCGUCACACUCUUCAACCGCGUGUGCCGAGAAGAAGCCGGCCCGCUGGUGGCGCCUCUCACAGUCCACACCUACGGCAUCCUCAUGGAUUGCUGUUGCCGCGCUCAUCGCGCUGACCUCGGGCUUGCCUUCUUCGGACGCUUCCUCAGGACGGGCCUCAGGUUAAACCUGAUCUUCGGCAACACCCUCCUCAAAUGCCUAUGGACAGACGAGGCUGUGGACGUGCUGCUUCGUAAGAUGUCCGAGCUAGGCUGUGCGCCCGAUGUCAUCUCAUACAACACAGUUCUGAAGAGGUUAUGUAAAGAUAGCAGAAGCCAGGAGGCACUCAACCUGCUCUACACGAUGGCUAAAGCAGGACGUGCCUGCUCCCCGGACGUGGUGACAUAUAGCACGGUCAUCCACGGCUUCUUUAGGGAGGGCGAAAUAGGCAAGGCAUGCAAUCUAUUCCAUGAAAUGGUGCAGCAAGGGGUUGUGCCUGUUGUGGCGACCUACAACUCCGUUAUUGAUGCGUUGUGCAAGGCCAGAGCAAUGGACAAGGCGGAGCUAGUCAUUCGCCAGAUGGUUCACAAUGAUGUUCAACCAGAUAAUGUGACUUACAAUUGCAUGAUCCACGGGUACUCCACAUCAGGGCAGUGGAAAGAGGCGACUAGGAUGGUCAGAGAAAUGACGAAGCGGGGUAUAAUACCAAAUACUGUCACCUGCAACUCGUUCAUGACAUCCCUUUGCCAGCACAGAAGAAGCAAAGAAGCUGCAGAAGUUUUUGAUUCCAUGACUGUCAAAGGCCACAAACCUGAUAUUGUCUCAUACUCUAUUUUGCUUCAUGGGUAUGCCAAUGAAGGAUGCUUAGCUGAUAUGAUCAAUCUCUUUAAUUCAAUGAAGGACAACGGUAUUGUACCCAACUGCCAAGUUUUCAACGUAUUAAUUGGUGCAUAUGCUAAAUGUGGGAAGAUGGAUCAAGCUACGCUCAUAUUUACUGAAAUGCAAGGGCAAGGAGUGAGUCCGAAUGUAUUCACAUAUUCAACUCUAAUUGCCGCACUUUGUAGGAUGGGUAGGCUGGCUGAUGCCAUGGAAAAAUUCAAUGAGAUGAUUGCUGUGGGAAUACAACCGAACAAUGUUGUCUAUCAUUCCCUAAUUCAGGGUUUUUGUAUGCAUGCUGAUCUGGUUAAAGCUAAGGAGUUGGUUACUGAAAUGGUGAGCAAAGGUAUUCCUCGUCCUAACAUUGUGUUCUUCACUUCAGUAAUAAACAAUCUAUGCAAAGAAGGAAGGGUUAUGGAUGCACAUGAUGUCCUUGACUUGGUUAUACACAUAGGCGAGAGGCCUGAUGUCAUUACAUUCGGUUCAUUAAUUGACGGGUAUGGCUUAGUCGGCAAGAUGGAUAAAGCACUCAGAGUGUUUGAUGCCAUGGUAUCAGCUGGUGUCGAACCUGAUGUUGUAACUUAUAAUACACUUGUUAAUUGCUAUUUUAGAAAUGGAAAGGUCGAAGAUGGUUUGACUCUAUUCAAAGAGAUGUCGUGCAAGGGAAUUAAACCCGACACUGUUACAUAUAGCAUCAUACUGGAUGGGUUUUAUCAUGCGGGGAGAACUGUUGAUGCUAAGAAAAUGUUCGAUGAGAUGAUUGAGACUGGGAUAGCAGUGAGUAUUUCCAUAUACAGGAUCAUUCUCUUAGGUCUUUGCAGAAAUAAUUGCGCUGGCGAAGCAAUCAAUCUGUUCCAGAAAUUAGGUGCAAUGAAUGUGAAGUUCGAUAUUACAAUACUCAAUACAAUGAUUAAUGCAAUGCACAAGGUUCAAAGAAAAGAAGAAGCGAAUGAUCUGUUUGCUGCAAUAUCAGCCAAUGGGUUGGUGCCUAAUGCAUCCACUUAUGGAGUAAUGAUAACAAAUAUUCUAAAAGAUGGAGCAGUGGAGGAUGCUAACAGUAUGUUUCUGUCAAUGGAGAAGAGUGGCAUCGUUCCCAGCUCCCGUCUUAUGAAUGAUAUCAUCAGAAUGUUGUUGGAAAAAGGUGAGAUCGCCAAGGCUGGAGAAUAUUUGUGUAAAGUUGAUGGGAAGAGCAUCUCACUUGAGGCUUCAACUACAUCAUUGAUGCUGUCUUUGUUUUCAAGGAAAGGGAAAUAUCAGGAGGACGUAAAGUUGCUCCCUGCAAAGUACCAAUUUUUCGAUAAAUUUGGUUGACUAGUUGAUACAUUGCAUAUGAGACCAACUCCUUGAAAAUCACAAUUGAGUGUUUUCUUACAUAAUGCCUUCUGCCAGUAUAACUGAGUUAGGGCAGUAGCAUUGAGUUCAUUAUGUGGUGUGUCAAAAUCACAAGAAUCUGAAAUGUCUAUGAAUCUUUUGAUCUUUGAUGAGCAAGGGAAGGCAGACAGUAGUGUAACACGGCUUGUUGCAAUCUUAGGUAUGAUGGCUUCUGAUGGCGACUGGGGAGUGGGAGAAAAAGCACAAUGAAUACUAAUACAAUCUUUUCUAGCAGCCACCUGAGUUUUUUUAAUCUCUCUAAACAGUUAAUUUCCUUCAUAUAAAUGCAUUCUUAGCAAUGUCAUUCUCAGUCAUCUGCUAUGUAUGCAAGGGUGCAUUUGCUUUUAGUUUGACAAAUCUGUUAUGUGUCUGAGGGCAAAUGGGUACUCGAACAAUAGAUGUAUUA
Molecule: messenger RNA, 2971 nt
Organism: Lolium rigidum
Lineage: Eukaryota; Viridiplantae; Streptophyta; Magnoliopsida; Poales; Poaceae
Product: protein Rf1, mitochondrial-like
Exons: 1
Coding region: 1-2505 (834 amino acids)
Molecular function (GO): protein binding
Source: RefSeq, a predicted model, not a curated record